Molecule: messenger RNA, 990 nt
Organism: Miscanthus lutarioriparius
Lineage: Eukaryota; Viridiplantae; Streptophyta; Magnoliopsida; Poales; Poaceae
Source: the annotation of a GenBank genome assembly
AUGGCAUCCGCCGCGACGGGCGCGGCCAAACCAGGGCUCCUGCUCCUGCGCCGCACGGACGCCACCUUCACGGCCGCGCUGCGGGCGCGCUUCCGCGUCCUCGACUUCUACGCCUCGGGCGCGCCGCUCCGGGCCUUCCUCACGGCCGCCGCGGCGGAACCGGACCCCCCGCGCGCCGCGCUCGUGGUGGCCGGCGGCGCCAUCCUCGUCGACGCGGCGUUCCUGGACGCCGUCCCCUCCCUCGGCUGCGUCGUCACCACGGGCGCCGGAGUGGACCACGUCGACCUCGCCCAGUGCGCGGGCCGCGGCGUCGUCGUCGCCGGCGCGGGCGAGAUCUUCUCCGUCGACGUCGCUGACCACGCCGUCGGGCUCCUCAUCGGCGUGCUCCGACGCCUCGCGGCUGCCGGCCGCUACGUCCGCGCAGGGCUCUGGCCGGCGCAAGGGGACUACCGGCUGACCUCCAAGCUCAGUGGCAAGCGCGUAGGCAUCAUCGGUCUGGGCAGCAUCGGCUCACAGAUCGCCAAGCGUCUCCAGGCAUUCGGCUGCGCCAUCUCCUACCACUCGAGGGCGCCCAAGGCCUCCGUCCCCUACCGCUACUUCCCCGACGUGCACGCGCUCGCCGCGGACUCCGACGCUCUGAUCGUCGCGUGCGCGCUCAACGACGCGACGCGCCGCAUCGUCGGGCGCCGCGUGCUGGACGCGCUGGGCCCGGAUGGCGUCCUGGUGAACAUCGCGCGCGGGGGGAACGUAGACGAGCAGGAGCUGGUCGCGGCGCUGCAGGAUGGGAGGAUCGCCGGCGCGGGCCUCGACGUCUUCCAGAACGAGCCGCACGUGCCGCCGGAGCUGCGGGACAUGGACAAUGUUGUGCUGACGGCGCACGAGGCAGUGUCCACCGAGGAGUCACGCGCCGACCUCCAGGAGCUCAUGAUUGGGAACCUCGAAGCCUUCUUCGCCGGGAAGCCGUUGCUGACGCCCGUGCUUCGUCCAUAG